This is a messenger RNA of Chilo suppressalis (striped riceborer), 3905 nucleotides long. Lineage: Eukaryota; Metazoa; Arthropoda; Insecta; Lepidoptera; Crambidae. The record is from the annotation of a GenBank genome assembly.
CCUGGUACCAAGGAACUUUACUUUCUUGUUUCUGAGAUAAAAAGAGACAUCUAGAUUGCGGCAUAAAGGUGUGCAAAAAAGACAAGUAUAGAUUUCUCGUGCUUGUUUAUCAUGUAUGUCCCGACGAUUUCCGAAGUUAUCCGAGUUCGACGCCAUGUUUGAUGUCAGAUUGUGACGCUGUGUGAUUGCAUUGUACGUACAAUUUCUGAGAAUUUAUUAAAAAACCUGUAUUGUUUAUCAACUACUGGCUUUGUAAUUAAGAGACAGGGUGCACUAUUGCAUCCUUUCUAAACAUGAGCUAUCAGAUACCAUCAUCGCAAAGCCGCACAAUGUCCCAUAGCAACUAUGGAGGUUCUGAUGUGCCAAUGGCUCCUAGUAAGGAGCAACAGACCCUUAUGUGGCAGCAGAAUUCAUACCUUGUUGAUUCUGGCAUCAAUUCUGGAGCUGCAACUCAGGUGCCAUCUCUCACUGGGAAGGAAGAUGAUGAAAUGGAGGGAGACCAACUUAUGUUUGAUUUGGACCAAGGCUUUGCCCAGGGGUUCACCCAGGAACAAGUUGAUGAUAUGAACCAGCAGCUACAACAGACUCGUUCCCAGCGAGUCAGAGCUGCCAUGUUCCCUGAAACACUGGAGGAGGGCAUUGAGAUUCCCUCCACUCAGUUGGAUCCAGCCCAACCUACUGCGGUCCAGCGUCUGGCCGAACCAUCGCAGAUGUUGAAGCAUGCUGUGGUAAACUUGAUAAAUUAUCAAGAUGAUGCUGAUUUAGCCACAAGGGCUAUACCAGAAUUAAUCAAACUGUUGAAUGAUGAAGACCAAGUAGUAGUUUCCCAAGCAGCUAUGAUGGUUCACCAGUUAUCCAAGAAGGAAGCGUCUCGUCAUGCCAUCAUGAAUUCUCCUGAAAUGGUUGCGGCUUUAGUCCGCGCCAUUUCCUAUAGCAAUGACUUGGAAACUACCAAAGGAGCUGUGGGAACUUUGCACAAUUUAUCUCACCAUCGCCAAGGUCUAUUGGCUAUCUUCAAAAGUGGCGGGAUCCCUGCUUUAGUGAAGCUUCUCAGCUCUCCUGUGGAGUCUGUAUUGUUCUACGCUAUCACUACUCUUCACAAUCUUUUGCUUCACCAAGAUGGUUCAAAAAUGGCCGUGCGUCUCGCUGGUGGUCUACAGAAAAUGGUGGCUUUACUUCAGCGCAACAAUGUUAAGUUCCUAGCUAUAGUGACUGAUUGCCUCCAGAUUUUGGCAUAUGGAAACCAGGAAUCGAAGCUCAUCAUCCUUGCUUCUCAAGGACCUAUUGAAUUAGUUCGCAUUAUGCGUUCUUAUGAUUACGAAAAGUUGUUGUGGACCACCUCAAGGGUUCUGAAGGUACUGUCAGUAUGCUCAAGCAACAAACCAGCUAUAGUAGAAGCAGGUGGUAUGCAAGCCUUGGCCAUGCAUUUGGGUAACUCCAGUGGCCGUCUUGUCCAAAACUGCCUUUGGACUUUGAGGAAUCUGUCAGACGCUGCUACUAAGGUUGAGGGCUUGGAGGCACUCUUGCAGAGUUUGGUGCAAGUACUCGCGUCUACUGACGUGAACAUCGUCACUUGUGCCGCUGGAAUCUUAUCCAACUUGACUUGCAACAAUCAACGCAACAAGGUGACAGUAUGCCAAGCGGGUGGUGUAGACGCGCUCGUACGCACCGUAGUAUCGGCCGGCGACCGGGAAGAGAUCACUGAACCCGCAGUCUGUGCUCUACGACACCUGACCUCACGUCACUUGGAGAGUGAGAUGGCUCAGAACGCGGUGCGAGUGCACUAUGGAUUACCGGUGAUAGUGAAACUGCUGCAGCCGCCUUCCCGUUGGCCUUUAGUGAAGGCCGUGGUGGGUUUGGUGCGCAACUUGGCACUAUGCGCUGCCAACUAUGCGCCUUUACGUGAACACGGCGCCGUACACCAUCUGGUUAGACUGCUGAUGAGAGCGUUCAACGAUACACAGCGGCAACGUUCAUCUGUGUCCGGUACUACCGGCCCACCUGGCGCGUACGCAGACGGCGUUCGUAUGGAAGAGAUCGUAGAAGGCGCUGUCGGAGCACUCCAUAUAUUAGCCCGAGACAGCGUUAACAAACAGCUUAUACGGCAGCAGAACGUCAUCCCGAUCUUCGUGCAACUGCUGUUCAACGAGAUAGAGAACAUACAGCGUGUGGCAGCCGGGGUUCUUUGUGAGCUGGCAGUUGAUAAGGAGGGGGCUGAAAUGAUAGAAGCGGAGGGUGCCACCGCACCGCUUACGGAACUCCUGCAUUCACGUAACGAAGGUGUGGCCACGUACGCCGCUGCGGUACUAUUCCGUCUGUCCGAAGACAAACCGCACGAUUACAAGAAGCGUCUCUCCAUGGAGUUGACGAACUCUCUGUUCCGCGAGGACCCGCAGAUGUGGCCCAACGAUUUGGCGAUGCAACCCGAUUUACAGGACAUGCUCGGACCCGAGCAAGGGUACGAGGGGCUGUAUGGUACCAGACCGUCGUUUCACCAGCAAGGCUAUGAUCAAAUACCGAUAGACUCAAUGCAGGGUUUGGAAAUAGGCAGCGGUUUCGGUAUGGAAAUGGAUAUAGGCGAGACGGAAGGCGCUGGGGCCGCAUCAGCCGACCUAGCGUUCCCAGAACCACCGCACGACAACAACAACGUCGCAGCUUGGUACGACACCGACUUGUAGAUCCAUGCUGAAUUGUACCCUAUUUACAUACAAAUUGGGUAGCAAAUCGCUCGGGUGUUUACAAGUGAAACAUUCGAUUCGAUACAGCAUUUCACCCGUUGGUAAAUGGGGUAUUUAACGCCGAAAGGAUAGGAUACGCCGUGCCUAAAAGUCUAUUAAUUUUAUAUGAAUGUCACAGAGUUAGCACGAGUUUAGGGUUUGCCAAAUGCACAGUCCUUCAGUUUGUCUUACGACUACUCUGCAUAAUACUGAUGAAUUGGUCUAAAGUAUCAACCGUUACAAAAACGUGCGUCUUAUAAGUAGAAUAGAAUCUAAAAAGGUUUAUUUUCGAAAUUGGAUUAAAAUUGAUUGACAAGCUUUUUUAUGGUGGUUGAUCCUCUUAUUCGAGUUUGAAGUGAUAUAAUCUACUAUUAUUUGUAGUACAGGCAGACCUCGUACUUACGGCAUGUUAGGUUCUCGAAAUACGCGACGUAAAUCGAAACGACGUAAGUCGAGACAUCCUCACGGACGCCGGCCCAACGGACAUUGACCUCGCGACAAGUGAAUUCUCCUAUGCCGGAAAUCGAAACAAUUGACGUAUGCUUGAGGAAUAGUGUCAAAACAUUGUUCUACGUAAAUCGAAACGACGUAAGUCGAGGACUGACUGUACUCAUUUUCAGUUUCAUUUAAAACGCGAUUAAAUGAUGUUACUGUUUGUCCUGUUUUGAAGUCACACUGCCCAUAAACCAAGCAUGUAUUCUUCAAAUAAUACAGCUUUUUGACAAUGUUAUCUUAUAAUUAGUUAAUUUUAGGCCUAUACGUCAGCUGUAUACCGUCGUAAUUAAAGUAUUAUUAUAUAUCACAUUCAUAAAAACUGAUUGAAAGUCUUAUUUGUGAACGGCAAAUGAAAACAAAAAUAUUACAUAGUUUCCGCGUUACUACUAAGUUAGUCUUAAUAUAACGGGGAGACUUAAUUUGAAUAAUGUAACUAACAAAUUUGACAGCAUCUGACAUGAUACAAAGUUAUUAUUUUAUUAUUAUUAGAAACCUGUGAUACAAAGCAGCUAAACAAAUCAUGACCUGGAUGUUGUUACCCAUAAACAAUUAUGUGACUGACAUUUUUUCAUAUUGGUGCUAAGUUUAUUAAAAUACCUGUCUAAUCUAAAUUAAAAUAUAAAAAGAAACACGCCCUGCAUUGAUUGUAUCACUCUUUUUAUACUUUUGCGUAUAAAAUGCGUGUAAUCGGAG